Molecule: messenger RNA, 1662 nt
Organism: Henningerozyma blattae CBS 6284
Lineage: Eukaryota; Fungi; Ascomycota; Saccharomycetes; Saccharomycetales; Saccharomycetaceae
Gene: NSE5
Product: Smc5-Smc6 complex subunit NSE5
Exons: 1
Coding region: 1-1662 (553 amino acids)
Source: RefSeq, a predicted model, not a curated record
AUGCAGUGCUCAUCUUCUCAAAGCUUUGUUUUGGGGAAGGAGAGGAAAAAUAAUCCACACUAUUUCGUUGAUCUUACUGAAGAUAUUUUAAAUGUAUUUGAUAUUCUAAACUCCAUGUGUAUAUUGGAAAAUUAUAAUGAUUUACUGUUAUAUUUAGAGUCUAAUUUAAUGUCAAUUGACCAUAAGAAACUUGUUGUACCCCCAUUUGAUGUCUUUAUGAUUCUUCUUACAGUCUGUACAAUUACUCCAAAUUAUAAGAAUAAUAUAAUACAAGAAAAUGACCAUUACAAUACUACGUUAACCCUAUUAAACAGACGUGUUCAAAAUAUAUUAAAAAUGUAUAUUAAAAUUGUUAAAGAUUUUAAUACUAGUAAAUAUGAAGUCUAUGACCUGGAGUUAUUAAGGUGUCAACUAUUUUUGAUGGUUGAUAGUUUAAUACCGUCAAAGCAUACCAUAUCUACUAACAAUAAUAAAAGGAAAAAUAAAAAUAAUUCUUUGGAAGAAAAUAAGCUUUUUUUCCCCAAUAAAUAUGAAUCAUAUGUUUAUUGUUUAGAUAAGAAUAUUGAAACCUUAGGUAAUACGCUAUUGCAUCUUGUUUUUCAUAAAUAUGGGGAGUUCACAAAUUGCAUAUUAUGGACCCUUGUCAAUUCAAUGUCUAAUACCAAUGAAAAUUUCUUAACAACUAUUGAAAUAUGGAUACCUUUAUUAAAUAUUAUAUUUGAUAUAUUGGAAUUAAGACAUGAAUAUUUUAUUAUGAAUGAAUUACGUAAGGAAUUGCCAAAAUCUAUAUUUGAUGAAUUAUCGGAAAGCCCACUAGCUAAAUUAUUCAAAAUGUUCGUUGUUUCACAUAAUUUUUCCACAAGAUUCUGUGAAUAUAUUUUUAUAGAAUGUGAAGGUUUAAAGACUUCAAAUUCUCUUAACUAUCGCCCCCAUCCAAUUUAUCAUGGAGAAAAUACUUUUAAUAAUACAUAUGUACAAAGAGUGAACUAUUCUAAAAGAUACAAGCUGGAAAAAAGUUUUAUCUUUAGAAGACGCAUAAUUUCUCUUUGUUAUAAACUUGUAUCGGAUCUUCCACGAUCAAAAAAACUUUUAAGUGAUCCAAGAAUGAACAAGUCUACGCUUACUGAUCAUAUUGUAGAUUCAUUACUCAAAUUGCAAGAUAUUGUUGAAUUCAAAACGUUCUUCAAAAGUGAUGAUCUAUUGCAAGAUAUAGGCUAUUUACCAUAUCUUGCACAGAAAACAUUCUUUGUUAUUAGAGACCAAGUGCUUUACCCAGAAACUCAUAAUCAAUAUCCAACAUUUAAUAGAGAUACAGAAGAAUGUAAUUUUGUGGAAAAUUUCGGAGAAGAUGAUAAAUUCCUAGAAGAAUUAUUAGAUUUAGUUGAAGAAAGUGAGGAUUUAUUUACGAAUUUUAAUGGCCAACCAUUUGAAAAAGCUUUUUUAUUAAUUGAAAAAUCCAAGAUAUGCUUAGUCACAUUAAUAAAAUAUUUUUUAUAUCUAGAAUGUAAUGAUACAAGUGAUUUAAACCAUAUAUUAAUUGAUUCAUUAUUAAAUACUUGUAAAUCUUAUGAUGAAAAAUUACUUAAUAAUAUUGCAGAGUUGGAUUGUAAUAUAUCACCUUUUAGCUUAUUUUCAACUCUAAAUAAUUUAUUUCAUAAGUAA